Messenger RNA from Chiloscyllium plagiosum (whitespotted bambooshark), 1901 nucleotides. Its product is annotated as uracil nucleotide/cysteinyl leukotriene receptor-like. Lineage: Eukaryota; Metazoa; Chordata; Chondrichthyes; Orectolobiformes; Hemiscylliidae. Gene Ontology annotation, biological process: G protein-coupled receptor signaling pathway. Gene Ontology annotation, cellular component: plasma membrane. Gene Ontology annotation, molecular function: G protein-coupled receptor activity. The record is from RefSeq and is a predicted model, not a curated record.
AGUGCAACAUCUCACAGCUGCUAAGUAUCUUACCACCGCUGUAUAAAAGGAUAGAGUUAUUUUCACAGAAAAGGGCAGGAGCUGUACACUACUGGAAUGAUUGCUCUUUAUACAGCUGCAGACUACACCUGAGCAAAACUUCUACAACCAUUAGACGGAACCAUGGCUUACGAUUCUCUGCACUGGACGAACACAACUAUAGGAACGACAAAGCUGCAGUUGGUAACGGGGCCCAAAUUCAACCUAACUGUUGCUGCAAUUGAGAGGAUGAUUUAUAUUGUUAUCUACAGCACUGUAUUCACAGCUGGACUAAUUGAGAAUAGCAUCUCUGUAUGGGUCUUCUGCAGUCGCAUGAAGACAAAAACUAUAACCAGCAUUUAUAUGUUAAAUCUUGCAAUUGCUGAUCUCUGCCUCAUUCUGACCUUGCCAUUACGUAUUACGUAUCAUAUACUUCAAAGUCACUGGCCCUUUGGUGAGACGGCCUGCAGAAUCACUGGCUUUCUUUUUCACCUUGACUUGUACAGCAGUGUCUAUUUUCUUACCUGCAUCAGUAUCGAUCGUUACCUUGCAAUAGUGCAUCCAGUUCGAUCACUCAGCUUUCGAAAAGUCCGUUAUGCAAAAAUAAUCAGUGCAACAGUGUGGGUUACUGCUAUACUUGGAACUUUUCAACUCGCAGUGACCACUCAGUCUGUACAGGCACAAGAGAACACUACUGUGUGUCUGCAAUUAUACAGAGAAAAGCCAUCUCUCUAUGCCUCUGGAGCUCUGAUAGUUGGGUUUCUUUUUCCAUUUCUAGUCAUUAUCUGUUGCUACCUAUGCAUAAUCAAACAUCUUCAGUCAUACAGGAGACUCGACCAUAAGCACAAAGCCUCCAGAAUGAUUUUCACAGUAUUAACAGUCUUUCUGGUUUGUUUCUUACCAUAUCACGUUGCCCGCUUACUGUACAUUAUUAUGGCGAAUCAGCAAUUGGGGGCUACGCCCAAACUUCAGAGUCUUGCCAUCAUUAACCGUGCUUUUUUUUGUUUAGCCAGCAUUAACUGUUGCUUGGAUCCAGUGGUUUACUUUUUUGUAGGGGAGAAUUUUAGGGAGUCUCUUUGCAGAGAGGAAGAGUGGAAGACUACAACUGAAUAUAUUAGCAGAGAAACUCGCCCCACUGUUAUCACCACUGCAAUAGAUGGUACAUAAAUACAGUAUUUAAUCAAAAAUUCGGAGACUAGCUUUAUUUUUUGGAAAGGCUGUCUUUUGUGGCCUCACCUAAAAUGAUACUGCUCUCCAUUUACAGCAGUAGGCUUGGGAAAGCAACUACUUAAAAAAAAACAAAUCGUUAAACAGUAUACCCACGUGCUAAAUUUAAAUCACCGCAAGCUACUAGUAACCGUUGUCUCAGACAAAUGAUUUCAUUUUCUCAGAUUCCAUCCAGUCCACUUCCCAAACAAAAGAUUUGGCAAAUAAACCAGCUCCUCAACCUUCCUCACUGUGAAGGAAGAACCUAAUUUUUUGAGGCUUUCAUCGACGUACACUCAAAAUUCUGAGUGAGCAGCCACAUUUAAUAGCGAGGUAAACAUUAGCUAACUCAAAAUUAAUCUUGGACUAACGCAAGCCAGAUUUUCCAAAACUUAUUUUUUUGUUGUAAUAUAUUGUGUGAUAAAGUCUGCUAAUAUUUUUAGUACAUUCUAUAUUUGUAAUGGAGAUUUGAGACUGACUUGCAGAAUGGAGUGAGCAGGAAUUAGCAAGUUUGCAGAAAAUAGUCAGAAUAACAAAAAUAAGUAAAUGGGAAAAAGAACACCAAAUGUAACCUGAAAACUUAUUACUCAGGGUAACAUAGAAAAUCUGGUCAUAUGCUAGGUCAAUUUUAAACUCAAUCACACUUGAAAAAUCUAAAAAUCGUUCUUCUUUCAAUG